AUGGGUGGCUGCUUGAGCGUACCUCAACCAAAGCCGAAGCAUAAGCAUCGGCAUCGUACUGAGAACUCUGAUGGCCACCAUCGACGGGCUCGUGAAUCUCAAAAUGUUGUUCUGUUGACGCCCAACGGCUGGGAGAGAAAGAAGAGGCAUAAGAAGAGGCGCCGUGAAGAAUGA
Fusarium pseudograminearum CS3096 is the source of this 174-nucleotide messenger RNA. RefSeq lists its product as uncharacterized. The coding region runs from base 1 to 174 and encodes 57 amino acids. The record is from RefSeq and is a predicted model, not a curated record. The transcript is spliced from 2 exons. Lineage: Eukaryota; Fungi; Ascomycota; Sordariomycetes; Hypocreales; Nectriaceae.